CCCCCCCCCCUCCCAAACUCUUAUUGUAACGCUCUUUAGCUACUAUAGAUCUUCUCUCUUAAUCUAGGGUGUGCUUUCCUAACACCUGUUACCUAGCCCAUCCCUCUUGCUUCCUCCACCUUUUCUUUUCCUCUUUACCAUCUCGCGGGUCGGAUAUUACGAAUUUUCUUUACGAGAGCUUCCACAAAUUCUGUUUCUUUGAAACACUUAAGAUCUACAACUCUGUCGGACUGCUGCUUCUUAAUCAACCGGCAUACACGCUCAUCAUCAUCACUCCGACCAUCUCAAACAUUGACAUUUAUCCUUUCUGGCUUGAAGUCUAUCUGCUUUUUCUUUUGAGAGGAUUUUAUUCCGAGAAUAUUUCUACACCGAUCAUCCUCUUGGCUACUUCAACCAUUCCACGACCCAGCUGAAGACAGCCAUUACUCGGACAAUCUCCUGUCUGCUUCCGAACAUAGCAUAACAGUCACUGAGAACCCUGUUAGAUGAACACUCAACGAAUCCUUUAACCUCUGGGCGCUUCAUAACCUACUCGCUUUUGAUAAUCAGCAUUUAUUAGUGACCAUCAAUCAGCUGAAGGUCAUAAGGGCCAGUGGCAACAUCACAUCCCUCCUUCUCACUAAUUGGGAUUGCAUCGUAGAAUCGCCAUUAAUCCUCCUCUACACACGUCCUACAAUAAUGUCCACAAGAUUAUUCCCCGGCUCAUUAGUUCGGGCUAUCCUCAACCAUGAUCUCAGCUAUUCAAACCAGGUAACCCUGCAGCCCGCUCUCCACAAUCGAGCCUUUGCCCGCAACCUGCAUUCUCGUCACCACCAACAUCAUCGGCAUGGUCGUCGAACUGAGGGCCAGCCCAGACUAGUGCUUGCCUCUGGCUUGGGCCUCACCCUGAUCGGCGCUGCUGGCUCGUUCGACUCGGAUCAACAGCGGAAUUUUUGCGACACCAACUUUGAUACCAUCCGCCCUCUUCACAGCCGUCAGCCGUCCUCCAGGUCAACCCUGCCUUCCUUUACUUCCUCCCCUGCUUUGGAUCAGAACGGUAGUACCACUGCCGAGAUCUUUAAAAGUUUGGAUGAUGUUGAUGAUGAUGAGACUUCCGACUCGGCUGGAGCGGGCAACCGCGAGCUGCCCGGCUCAUAUGGCUCCUCGGUAUCUGCCAAAUUUACUCGUCGUCCCAUUCCUUCGACUUCUGGCUCUGGACGUGGCAUUGCCCCUCAGCUGAAGAAGGCUCGCUCCAACCAUUCCAUCAGGCAUCGCGCCAAUCAAUCCACCAAUCGCCGCCCUCCUCUCCCGGCUCCUCUUCCACCUCCGGCGAAUCUCUUCUCAUCCAUCUCCUCUGCAUCCUCCUCAUCCUCCUCAUCCUCCUCCUCGUGCUCUUCUCUAGCAAACGAGGUAGCUACAUCCAUUUCCCCUCAAUACCCUCCGUCGAGUCGAUCUACUAGCUUUUCGACUCCUUUAAGGAGUUCUCAAUCGCUUCAUUUUACCAAACAGAUAACUGGAUACCAGUCUCGUCAUCCUACUCACCAUCACUUCAGCAAUCCUCAGUCUCGCUCACUCACCCCACUCACCUCACCAAACUUGGACAACUGCUCAUCUUAUCAACAGGCCCCUCUCGCCAGCUUCUCCUCUGACCAGCCUGAUUUUCAUGAUUAUCAUCCAUGCCCUCCUGAGCUGGUCCCCUUCCCUUCCCAGAAUCCCGUUACCUUGCCCCCCACCAAGUUCUCGAAUUUUGUAAAGUCAAAGAUUCAAAAAACCGCCCGCCGUUCGGUUUCUCAAUCCUGGUCUUCCUCCCUCUUAUCUUCAAACAAGCACCCCUCUAGUACUCCUGCCGUGUGCUCGAGCUCAGUGCCAUCCUCCCAGACUGAGUCUGCGGAAUUGGAUCAAUCAUCCGAAAUUGCUAGCUGUUAUCGUUCUGUUCGCUAUAGCGCCACUUGUGAAAACUUUCAGAAUUUUACCUCUCCCUCCCUCAGCAUGUCAGGUGCUGAUCACGAGAUCGAAUCACUUCUCGAUCAACGUGUUGUGCCUGGUGAUCCCGCUCUUCCCUUGCGCUCCUCGUCUUCCCAGCCAUUUAUGGCUGAACAGUAUCGCAAGACAAGCCUCAGCGGUACUCGAAGUACAAGUGUGAUGGGUAAACGGCCGACGCAUGUGAUGCCUCGGCGUGCAGGUUUAUCCACAUCGGCAUUAGGCAUCGUCCCAACUACCACCGUUUCAUCACACGGAGAAUCCGCCAGCAAAUCCAUUAGUUUGACUGGCGGCAAUUCACCUCCUCUCAAGUCGGUGCGAACUCAGCUCAGUCGGCUCGCUCAGCUGCUAGCUCCUUCUCCCGCUAUCAAAUAUCCCCCCGUAACCUCUUCCAAGGCUAAAAUUUCAUUAUCACCGUCAGACGAUAAGCCCCGGUCUUCAACUGCUCUGUGGUCGCCAGCCCCCUCCGAAUUGCCCUCGCGCCAACUGUCAUCUACCGCCCUUGGUGCACCACAGAUAAUUCGCUCUUGUCAGAAAUCCAACGCGCUACCCAUGGCUAUUAUCAACUGGAGGACUACGCUCUCCGAUCGCGAAUAUCGACACAUCUUCGAGACAUGGGGCCCAACUGAGAUUCAUAGACAACAGUUGAUUUGGGAGCUUUGUCAGACCGAAACCGCCUUUCUUGACAGCAUUGCUGUGGUAUUGGAUCUCUUCAUCAGCCCGUUGAGGGAAGAAGGACAGUAUGGAACUUGGGUGGUUGGCGUCCCCGAACCGGUCCAAAAACUGUUUGGUGACCUGGAUCAGAUUGCGAACUUCCACUCGGAGAUUGUCAUGGGAAUGAGUUACAACCGGAUGUGUGAAAAGAAGCUUAACAAAGCCCCAGUGGUCAUGAAGUUUGCGGACAUGAUGGCCGGCUUCGUGCCCCGACUCAGGAUAUACGAGCGCUACUUGGUCUGCUUCGAGCGUGUCUCUCAAUUAAUAGAUCGUCUGGCACUCGAUCCAGCCGAUCACUUUGGUUCGUUCGUUAGGAUGCAAAGUCAUGCUGCCGGCUUCGGUGCCAUGACUUUGACAAGCUAUCUGCUCAAGCCCAUCCAGCGUUUGAUGAAAUAUCCUUUGUUUUUCCGACAACUAUGUGAGACCACACCCCUAGGUCAUCCCGAUCAUCAGUCUACUUCCAACCUAUGGAAGGCAACAGAUGGGAUCAUCCGAUCAAUGCAGGAUGUUAAAGGCCUCGAAGAUGACCACGAGGCACUUAAAGGAUUAGAAGAACAAUUGUUGGGCUUACCUGAUGGGUUAGUUCUUGCCAACCGGAGGAGGAAGAUUGUGAUCCGAGGUACACUUCAGAUGGUCUUUCCAUCUCAUAAAGACAUCCUCAAGUUAUCAAUCGCUCCUCCCGAUCCAGAAAGUGAGACAUUCGGUGAAAUGGCCCCGACACGCAGAAGGAUGUCGAGUUCUUCUCAUCUUCCCAGUCUCGGAUUGCACGGCGAUUUCAACAGCAAACUCUUUGCGAACGGGCUUAGCAGGCCACUCUCGCCGGUUUCCGAUUCCAGCGAGACGAGCGAAACGACCCACUCUCAGUCCAGUUUCCGAUCGAUGAAUACCGACACAACUUUUGAUGCGACGAGUUCCCCUCAGCCUCUGGCCUCAGAAAUAUGCCACCAACCCAGGUCAACCUCUGGAUGCAGCUCCCAGAGUGCGCCUCGAUUCGACCCCCCCGGAGGCCCUGAUCUCAACCCAAUCAAGCUCAAACCACCUCGCUCAUUGCAGUCCAAGCGGAGUAGCCACAAGCUCAGGAAGGGGCGUGCAAUUCCAAGCGAGGCCGUCGAGGUGAUCCUUCUGUCUGACAUGCUCAUCCUAUGCAUGCGCGAAGCCCCUCCCAAGAAGAACUGGAGGACCAGCUCGCGCAAACCCGAAGAUCUCAAUCGCUUCCGGGUCCUCGAGGGUAUUGGGUUAAGCAGGCUGACCUGCGUUGAGGACUUGGGAGGCCAGUUGGAUGACUUUGAUGAGCUGGUCAAGGUAAACCUAAAGCCACUUGGUGGAAUUCCACGAUCAGAGAUAAACAAAAGGAUAUCUCCAAGUGCAGCAAAGGAAGAGAUGAGUCGAGCUCAUGAGCACUCGGUCUAUCUGAGUAGCUUUUCGGUCUCCCACUCAUCACCCAUCGUCUGGGGCACCACCGGCUCGUCGGGCUCGAACAAUCUAGUGGGCGAAAAGGACUGGAAGAAUUGGCUCAAAGAGCUUAGGAAACUCGAAGUACUCACUCAUCAUUCAUUCCAGCGUCAGCUCAAACACUUGGAGCAGAAAAGGAGGAGGUCGCACACAGGCAGAGUCGACCUUGCUAUUAAAAAAGCUAGUUCAAUGAGUAACUUGGGAUAGAUAGAAAGUUUCUCGUUUUCUUCUUCUUCUGAUUCUCUUCCCCUCUAUUCUUCUUGUCUUUGUCAAUGUAAUCCCCACCUUUUUUUUUGUUUGGUUUCUUUCUUGAUCAUCGGUUGAUCAUUGUUUUCUCGAGUUCAAAUUCGUCGGGCUUGAUCUUCAUUCAUCUGUACCGUUUGAGAAGACCAUGUUUGUAUCUUAAUGUUAUUCCCUAGUCUAAGCGUCUGGUUCAAGUUAUCCUUUUUCUUUUUUUUUAUUCGAGAGACCUAUAGUUGAACCGUUCCUCUUUCAUUCUUAUUUAUCAUAUAAUUUAUCCUAUCUAUCAUUCUUUCUUCCUUUCCUACAUCACAUGUUUAAAGAAUCAUUGAUCCUAUCUUUUUCUCUUUGCUUGUGUACUUUAUUCUUCCAUUUCCUGUCAAUUUCUAUUUUCAAGGGAUUUUUUUUUCCCGCUUGGACCGGUACAUCAUCG
Puccinia graminis f. sp. tritici CRL 75-36-700-3 is the source of this 4798-nucleotide messenger RNA. RefSeq lists its product as uncharacterized. NCBI's taxonomy places the organism in Eukaryota, Fungi, Basidiomycota, Pucciniomycetes, Pucciniales, Pucciniaceae. The record is from RefSeq and is a predicted model, not a curated record. The transcript has 6 exons. Gene Ontology annotation, molecular function: guanyl-nucleotide exchange factor activity. The coding region runs from base 679 to 4332 and encodes 1217 amino acids.